Messenger RNA from Trichoplusia ni (cabbage looper), 1800 nucleotides. RefSeq names its product pre-mRNA-splicing factor CWC25 homolog (gene Cwc25). The coding region runs from base 161 to 1519 and encodes 452 amino acids. The record is from RefSeq and is a predicted model, not a curated record. Gene Ontology annotation, cellular component: U2-type spliceosomal complex. Gene Ontology annotation, biological process: mRNA splicing, via spliceosome. The transcript is spliced from 4 exons. Lineage: Eukaryota; Metazoa; Arthropoda; Insecta; Lepidoptera; Noctuidae.
AUUGCUAGAUUGCUAGUGUCAUUUAACUGUCAAGUGCAUAAAUACUAAAUAGUCAAAUCGUAAGAGGAUUUUAGUAAAACAUUCUUUAAAUUAGGACUUAGCUCGUAAAGAGUUAUUAAAAUACAUCAUAAGAUCGUUCUAAAGAUACGCUAAGUGUGAAAUGGGAGGAGGAGACUUGAACUCGAAGAAAUCAUGGCAUCCAAACACUAUGAAGAAUCAGGAACGCGUCUGGAAGGCAGAGCAAGCUGCUGCGGAGGAAAAGAAGAGGAUGAUAGAGUUACAACGUGAGCACGCUGAAGAACGAGACCGGAGUGAAUUGAACAACCUCAUGAAACAUGGCAGUACCUCAGCCAACGACAAUCGCUUGUCUUGGAUGUAUGAUAAACCUGAUAAGAAAGUAGAACAAGAAGCUUAUUUGCUUGGAAAGUCUCUUGAUAAAAGUGCUGACCAAUCAGAGAAGCCAGAACAGGAUGCGAUCCCGGCUGUCUCACGGAGGGUAGUGGGGUCCAGCAUGAUAACUGCAGCUGGCGAUACACAAGUUGACAUGUCCCGGAAAAUACGAGAAGACCCUUUGUUAUUGAUAAAGGAAAGGGAGCGAGCUGCCCGUGCUGCUUUGUUAAACAAUCCAUUGCAACGGCGUAAACUGGCUGAGUUGCUAAGAAAAGAACAGGAUGCAAAAAAGGAGUCAAAAUCUAAGAAAGCACCCAAAAAGAAAGACAAAAAUCUUGAUGAUUUACUUGCAGCCAAAUUGAAUGCUUUGGGAGGUAAGAAAGGUCUUGAUUUAGCUACUCUUCUUAAUUCUGAUGAUUCCUCAGUGGAGUCGUCACCUGAGGUGAAAAAGCAGAAAAAGAAAAAGAAGGAGAAGCGACAGAAAAGUAAAAAGAAGAAGAAAGAGCAUAAAGAUUCUUCCAGUGAUGAAGAACAAUCAAAGAAAGAAAGCAGUCCUGAGGUUCAAAAAUCUAGUAAAAGAUCAGCAGAUUAUCACAGUGACAAGAAAUAUUCCAUCGACUCCCGGAAAAGGCAAAGCUCCGAAAGCGGUAAGUACGGUGAAGAUGAAGUAAAGUCUAAGAAAGAUAGGAGAAAUUCUCCCGAACAGAAUAGAAAAGAAUACACGCGAUACUACGACCAAGGUUAUUAUACUAGUACGCGAAGUUAUAAGGAAGAGUACUCAAGUAAACAUGACUCAGGAAGACGGUAUCCCAGGGAAGAUGAUCGACGGAACAGGGACAGUGAUCAACGAGAGGGUAGGAAGCGAGGCGGCAUGACUGAGGAGGAGAAAGCUGCUCGAUUAGCUGAAAUGGCGGCUGCAGGAGCUGAGCGGGAGAUAGAACGAGGGCGGCGUGUAGCCGAGCAGCGAAGCGCCGACGCUCGCGCGGAGAAAGCCGCGCUCGUACCCAGGAUCUCCUCCCACAGUGACGCACGAGCUCUGCCGGACUCACUAGAAAGUCGAAUUCAUUCUAAUCGGCAUUACAUUCAAAGGGAUAAACGACACAUGAAUGAAAACUUCGCCCGGAGAUGACGACUUUUACUUUUGUUUAAUAUUGGAAGCCUGUAAAUACUUCAAUAUAGAGCCAGACUGUGCUCUCAUAUAGUGAUGAAAGCCUUGUUAAACCACUGAGUUGGCAAACACUGACUCAUCUCUCAUCCCAGAUAUCUUAAUUUGUAUGGACCUACGUGAGUUCAAGUUUUCUAAAACAUUAUAAUAUGUCAGGUCUGAGCUACUUGCGUUGGCUGAUCAAUAUUAUGUACUACUUUUAUGUCCUAUGUUUUUAAGGAUAAUAAAUUGGACUUUAAUAAACA